GUCUCAACCAAAUCUUCUGAUACUCACUCUUCCUAACCUACCUCUUUUGAUGUCCAUUCCAUUAUAGAUCAGUUGAGGCAAGAAGUUGAAGAGUUUAAGGUUCAACAACUUCAAAAGACUAGUCUAUUGGAGAUGAGACUGACUGAGUUGGAAAUUCAAAUUCAACAGUUGACAGAGCGUGUCAAAGAACUGGAGUCUCAGCUGAUUCCUUCAACUGCAUAUGUAGAGAGUCUGGAGACGUGUUCUGCUGAUAAGUCUCAGCUGAUUCCUUCCACUGCAUAUGUAGAGAAUCUAGAGACGUGUUCUGCUGAUACCAUGGACAUGGAGGGGUUCCUUGGAAAUAAUAAGCUAGUAUUCUUAUUUGGUGGAUACGACGGGACUACUUGGUUGUCAAACGUGGACUGUUAUUCACCUCUUAGUGACACCAAGAAACGUCUAGGACCAACAAACUUAGACUGUUCACAUGCCGCAGCUGCUGCCCUCUGUGGUGUCAUUUACAUAAUUGGUGGUGGAGAUGGUACUGUGUGGUUCAAUACAGUUGAAUCUUACAAUCCACAAAGAAAUGGGUGGACCCCACGUCCUUCAUUAGCACGCAAAAAGGGAUGCUUAUCCGGGGUAAAUUUAGGUAAUAAAAUUUAUGCAAUUGGUGGAGGAGAUGGAGUCAACUGUUUUACAGAUGUAGAAAUGUUUGACCCUGUCGCAGGGAGGUGGAUCCCUACUCAGUCCAUGCUACAAAAGAGAUCUUCUAGUGUUGUAGCUGAGCUCAACGAUGCAAUUUAUGCUGCUGGGGGUUAUGGUGGAGAAGGCUACUUGGAGUAAGUAACCACUUCAUUGUACUAUCAAGAAAAAUUGGUUCUUGGGUACUCGGAAGGUUGAAUAUAAUAUACAAAAACCUCAUGGUUACAUCGUAUACCUAGAUGGAUGACUCAGUGAGAUCAUUGUGAAAUACCAUGCUCUGUAAUACUCCCACCUUUAAGUUAAUAUCUAUUAAUUCUAAGAUAUAGGAAAGAUGCUGCUGCACCAUUGGUAACUCAGAUGCAUGUUACAUGGAAUAGCAGUUCACAGUGGUUGCUAUGGAUUUCUCAUACUUUGUUUUAUUGACGAUAUUGUGUAUAACAGUUUAGCUGAGCGAUUUAAUCCGAGAGAAGUAGUUUUUUGGUCCAGCAUCCCAAGUAUGAAGACUUGAAGAGGAUGUCACUCCUUAGUCGCUAUGAAUGAGAAAAUAUACGCAUUAGGAGGAUAUAAUGGAGCGAACAUGGUCUCAAGCGUUGAGGAAUUUGAUCCUCGUAACAACACAUGGAUAACACGUGAUGAAAUGAAGGAAGCUAGAGGAUAUGCAACUGCGACAGUCUUUGGAGAAUCAAUCUUUGUUAUUUCAGGGCUGAAAGAUGGCGAAGUGGAGUGUUACAAAGAAGGUCAGGGUUGGUCCGUGGCUAACCUUAAAGGUGCAGGGAAGAGAUGCUUCUUCAGCGCAAUUUGCAUGUAAAAUGUGUAGUUAGGAGGAGCAAAUCAGAACUUAUUUGUUGAUCCCCGGCGGGCUUUUGUUGAUAGUUGUGUAUUACAACACAUCCUAGUUAGAACCAAGCGAAAUAUAAAAACUAGAUAGAGAGUAUAUCUCAGUUAUUGCAUGUAAUGGCAAUUGUAAGAUCAAUCUUAGCUUAUAUAAUGACAACUCUCUUUAUUGAUGUUUAGAAAAUCUCUCAAAACUA
Molecule: messenger RNA, 1709 nt
Organism: Papaver somniferum (opium poppy)
Lineage: Eukaryota; Viridiplantae; Streptophyta; Magnoliopsida; Ranunculales; Papaveraceae
Product: influenza virus NS1A-binding protein homolog A-like
Exons: 7
Coding region: 133-819 (228 amino acids)
Biological process (GO): response to endoplasmic reticulum stress
Molecular function (GO): protein binding
Source: RefSeq, a predicted model, not a curated record